This is a messenger RNA of Corticium candelabrum, 1584 nucleotides long. RefSeq names its product neurotrypsin-like. Gene Ontology annotation, cellular component: membrane. The transcript is spliced from 7 exons. Bases 1 to 1419 code for a protein of 472 amino acids. NCBI's taxonomy places the organism in Eukaryota, Metazoa, Porifera, Homoscleromorpha, Homosclerophorida, Plakinidae. The record is from RefSeq and is a predicted model, not a curated record.
AUGCCGCUUCUGCUGUCUUUGAUGUCUUUCUUGUGUCUCCACCAUAUUCGGCCAACAGCGUCUGCCUAUAGCAGCGACGGAAAGGUUCGACUUGCUAACGGAUCGACGCCAAAUGAAGGAAGGGUUGAAAUCUACUACAAUAAUCAAUGGGGAACAGUGUGCGAUAAUGGUUGGAAUCUUACUGAUGCAAACGUCGUGUGUAAGCAACUAAACUACACUCGUGCGUACGGGUAUACUACGAGUGCGGACCACGGGGAAGGCUCAGGGAGAAUAUGGAUGAACGACGUUUCGUGUACUUCACGGGAACUGCAAUUGAAGUCGUGUUUGUUCUCGGGUUGGGGUGUACACAACUGCACACACUCGCAAGAUGCUGGAGUAAUUUGUGAGACGUUGCACUUGACAACAGGACUAGUUUCUACGAGCCAACAAAAUUACUCUCAUAGUAACUUCACGACCGCAACUGUUUCUCUGGGUACACAACACUCGUCGCAGCAAGAGUUACCAACGUCUAGUGAAGGAACAACAUUUCUGCAAGAGGUAAACGUUCGACUGAUUGGUGGUCGAAAUGAGCACGAAGGAUUGCUUCAGAUUUACUCAAGAGGUGUAUGGGGCACAGCAAGAAUCUGCUUUCGUGAACAAUGGGGUAAAGAAGAAGCAGAUGUCGUUUGCCAUCAACUGGGCUAUAAUCGCUCAAUCGAAACGAGAACCCCAGGACUCUUUGCCAGAGACGAACCGUACUCUCCCAGAUUCGUCUUCUACCACAUAAAUUGCAAUGGCGACGAAAACUCGCUUUUCGAUUGUCGACUUGCUUUAAUGGUACGCGGUCAGGGAUGUGUAGGUGAAAUCGAUGUGGACGUGGAUGUCGUGUGCUUUCAUACUCCGGCAGCGGAAUCAGCUCUUCUCCUCGUGGUGGUAUGUACAGCAUGCGGAGUAGUGAUCAUAACUAUCUUGUCUUUUGCUCUCAUCUGCAUGGUGGCACGGAAUCGGCGACCGACCGGACCUCCAAUGAGGAGAGCAGAAGACAUUGUACAGGCAAAAGUCGAGAACACGUCCGUGCGGAUUGCCAGAAAAGUAGAGAAUCCGGCCAUGCAGGAUAACACUGCCACAAGAGUGGAGCAUCCAUCAAAUCAGGCUGGCACACGAUCGGGGUAUUCCAACGUGCAGAUUGCCACAAAACCGGAGAAUUCGUACAGGCAGGUCGAUGCACAAGUGGAGCGUUCGACUGUGCAGGACGACUGUUUGGGAAGGGGGAACGCGAAUGCUGACGUGACUGUGCGUAGGUCUCCAGCCGGCUCUGCGUCGUCCGAAGAGCCGCCUUCUUAUCGGUUAGUUGUAGGGUACACUGUUGAUCGUCAGACGGGAACGGUCCGUUCUACUGAUCAACAAGCACCAAGAUGCAAGCUGGUCUACAAAGUCUAGUCAAUUUAUGCUGGAAGUUGGAAUUGUUGGAUAAAAGGACAAAUUGUCUUUAGUGUAGAUUUGGAACAGUAAUGUUGUUUAGUUAGCAAUUAAUUCUACUUUGUCUACAGACUGUCGAACAAAGGCAAGUUUGAGUAGCGUUCAUGGAGCUGAAAUCUUUCUGUA